Molecule: messenger RNA, 4187 nt
Organism: Electrophorus electricus (electric eel)
Lineage: Eukaryota; Metazoa; Chordata; Actinopteri; Gymnotiformes; Gymnotidae
Source: RefSeq, a predicted model, not a curated record
GUGGGAGAAACGUGUGUCUUUAAGAGCGGCUAAGAGGUGGGGGAGUGUCUCUGCCGUUUCAUCACCGGCGAGAAUAGCUCGCGGGUAGAGCGCAUAGGAGGCACGGGAACCGAAACAGUCCGAGACGCCGGCGCGCUUUGGAGCUAUUGGGGGAUAUUGCGCAACUCUGGAUAAAAAGCCGUGAUUUGGAGACGAUGGCUCUGCUCGGUGUCCGCGCGCUCACCGUCACGGUCCUGUGCGCGUUCCGUUCCACGCUGGCCGCGAACAACUUGCACUGCAACGGCCCGCUGGUCUCCAGCUUGCCUCCUUCAUCUUUCCAGAGCUCCUCUUCCUCCUCAGACAGCCAGUCGCUGCAUCACGCCAAACUCAACCGGAGGGACGGAGGUGGAGGUUGGAUGCCCGAGCGCAAGGAUCAACUGCCCUGGUUACAGGUGGACCUGCGGGAGAGGGUAGAGGUCACCGCCGUGGCAACGCAGGGACGUUUCGGGAGCUCUGACUGGGUGUCCAGCUACACGCUACUGUACAGCGACACAGGAAGUGCCUGGAAACAGUAUAGGCAGGAAGAUCACAUAGGGGUCUUCCCAGGAAACACCAAUGCAGAAGGGGUGACCCAUCACAAGCUGCCGCACUCCGUCAGAACGCGCUACCUACGUUUCCUGCCCCGGGGUUGGAGUUCGAAGGGCUGGAUCGGGCUGAGGGUAGAGGCUUAUGGCUGCUCCUACAAGUCAGACGUGGCCGACUUCGACGGUCGGAGUUCGCUGCUGUACCGCUUCAACCAGAAGUCCAUGAGCACGGUGAAGGACGUGGUGUCCCUGCAAUUCAGGAGCUGGCGUGCCGAUGGCGUGCUGGUCCAUGGAGAGGGACAGCGUGGUGACUACAUCACCCUGGAGCUGCACGGCGGACGCCUGGCGCUGCACCUCAACCUGGACGAUGCUAAAAUGCACCCGAGCGGCGGUCACAUGUCCGUGUCUCUAGGCAGCCUGCUGGACGACCAGCAAUGGCACUCUGUCCAGAUCGAGCGCUUCAACAAGCAGGUCAACUUCACCGUGGACAGACUGACACGUCACGUUCACACCGGAGGCACGGGGGACUCGCUGGAGGUCGAUUACGAACUCAGCUUUGGUGGCAUCCCUCUGCCUGGAAAGCCAGGAACGUUCCUGCGGAAAAACUUCCACGGAUGCCUGGAGAACCUCUACUACAAUGGGGUCAACAUCAUUGACCUGGCCAAGCGCAAGAAACCCCAGAUCUACAGCGUGGGCAACGUGACUUUCUCCUGCUCCGGGUCCUCGGCGGUCUCGGCCACCUUCCUCAGCUCCAGGAGGAGCUUUCUGCAGCUCCCCGCGGAAGGGCCCGGAGGCGUUUUGGGGGCGGAGGGUGCGGAGGGGCCGGAGGGCGCCGGCGAUCCCGCGUGGUCCGUCUCCUUCCAGUUCCGCACGUGGAAUGACGCGGGCAUGCUGUUGUGGAGCGGCCUGCAGGGGGCGCAGACACUGCUGCUCAUACUCGCUGACGCACAGCUGCGGCUCACGCACCACAGAUCGGCCCUGCAGAGCUCCGAGAUCACCGUCGGACGGGGCCUGGACGAUGGUCAGUGGCACUCCGUAUCGGUCAAGCUGAAGGGGCUCCAGGCGUCCGUGGCUGUUGACAAUGAGCCACCGUCCAGCAUCCUGCUCAGUGACUACAGUUGGCCCGGGAGGAGCCUUCUCAUUGGCGGAUGCCCAGCUGCGCUGGCCAAUCAGGGCUGUAGGAACCCCACACUGGCCUAUCAGGGCUGCAUCCGUUCUAUUGUCAUCAACGACUAUUCCGUAGACUUGUACCGCGUGCAGCAAGGCCUUCUGGGUAACUACAGUGAUCUCCAAAUUGACAUCUGUGACAUCCGGGACAGGUGCACGCCGAGCUACUGUGAGCACGGGGCAGUCUGCUCACAGACGUGGAGCACCUUCCACUGCAAAUGUUCCGGGACGGGCUACACAGGAGCCACCUGCCACAACUCUAUCUUUGCACCAUCGUGCGAGGCCCACAGACUGAUGGGGAGCGCCUCCGGCUUCUUCUCCAUCGAUCCGGACGGCAGCGGACCCCUGUCGCCCGCCGUAGUGUACUGCAACAUGACUGAGGAGAAAGUAUGGAUGGUAGUGGAUCAUAACAUCAUGGGGCAGGUGACCGUGAUGGGCUCUUCCCCGCAGAAGCCGCACGUCAUGAAGCUGAACUACAGCGCCACCUUGUCUCAGCUCUCCACGCUGCUCCACCGGGCCGAGCAGUGCCAGCAGGAAGUGGUCUACCGCUGCAGGAAGUCCCGCCUCUUCAACACAUGGGACGGCACCCCUCUGUCGUGGUGGCGGGACCGUGCUGGGGAGCGGAGGACCUACUGGGGCGGCUUCCUGCCCGGCGUGCAACAGUGCUCCUGUAGCCUGGCGGAGAACUGCAUCGACAUGAACUACUUUUGCAACUGCGACGCAGACAGGAGCUCCUGGGAGAAUGACACAGGACUGCUCUCCUAUAAGGAGCACCUGCCGGUUACCGAGAUCACCGUCGGAGACACGAACCGAACGGGAUCGGAAGCCGUUUAUAGAGUGGGUUCUCUGCAGUGCUACGGGGACAGGUUCCUGUGGAACGCCGCGUCCUUCUACCAGGAGUUGUCCUACCUGCACUUCCCAACGCUGCAGGCCGAGCUCAGCGUCGACGUUGCCUUUUACUUCAAGACCACAGCGCCCUCUGGAGUUUUCCUGGAGAAUUUGGGAGCCCGAGAUUUCAUCCGGGUGGAGCUAAGCACGCCGUCAGCGGUCACGUUCACGUUCGAGGUGGGUGGCGGGCCCGCGGUGCUGUCAGUGAAGUCUCACGUGCCGCUGAACGACAAGCAGUGGCACCACGUCCGGGCCGAGCGCAACGUGAAGGAGGCGUCGCUGCAGGUGGACCAGCUGCCCCUGCGCUUCCUGGAGGCCCCGCCCGACGGCCCCGCCCGCCUGCAGCUCAACAGUCAGCUCUUUGUCGGAGGAACGGCCUCUAGGCAAAGGGGCUUCCUGGGCUGCCUAAGGGCAUUAAACAUAAAUGGGAUGACCCUCGACCUUGAGGAACGGGCCAAGAUGACCCCGGGGGUAAGCGCCGGGUGCCCGGGUCACUGCAACGGCCAGGCCCAGCUGUGCCACAACCGCGGGCGCUGCAUCGAGCGGAGCAGUGGAUACGUGUGCGACUGCACGCAUUCGGCGUAUGGAGGGCCACACUGCCAAAAAGAAGUCUCCGUGUCCUUCGAGAGCGGCACGUCGGUGACGUACACCUUCCAGGAGCCGUUCUCGGUGAUGCGCAACAAGAGCAGGCAGUCGUCGGCCAUCUACGCGCAGAGCAGCAAGUCGCGGGAGAUCGUGGCGUUCCGGUUCCUCACCACGAAGGCCCCCGCCAUGCUGAUGACAGUCACCACCUACCACCAGCAGUACAUGACCCUCAUCCUGACGCAUAACGGGAGUCUGCAGAUUUGGUAUAAACUUGACAGGGAGAAGCAGCCGGACGUAUUCACGGCCACGCAGCACAGCCUGGCUAACGGACAGCUCCACAGAAUACAGCUCCACAGAGAGGGCAGGGACAUGUAUGUGCAGGUUGAUAAGGACGUCAACCAGAAAUACAAGCUCUCCACAGACAGGGAGUUAUACAUGAUAAGGUCUUUGACAUUGGGAAGAGUCACAGGCCGAGCAGGUGUGGAUGAGGAGGUACUACAGGCAGGAUCGAGAGGUUUCGUUGGCUGCCUGUCAUCAGUCCAGUUCAAUCACCUGGCCCCGCUGAAGGCCGCCAUACUGAAUCGAGGCAGCUCAUUGGUCAGCGUGCUUGGCAACCUGGUGGAGUCCAACUGCGGAGAGCUGGCCGACAAAUCCUCCUCGCGCUCGCUGUCGGACAGCACGGGUGAGAAGGAGCGGGGGCAGGAGCGCCUGAAGAACGCGGAGCGCAGCGACUCGGCGGUGAUCGGAGCCAUGACCCGGGUCCUGCACCGCUGCCGGCGCGAGCGCACCCCGGCCCCGUCUGCCGCGAGAGAGAAGGACCCGCCCACCCGGCCCGAGCUCCUCUACCGCGCUGACCUCGGCCCGCGCGCCGCCAUCAGGGACAGCAGGAAGGAGUGGGGAUGGAUCUUGGGCAUGGCUGUCAACAUGACCGCCUCAGGCCAGUGUGAGAAGCCGUUUGGAGUGACGACUCUCGAUGCUGCCUAG